AUGAGUAGGCCACUCAAGAGACAGAGGCUAGACGUCCGCCCAUCCAGAAGUGGCCAUGUACCGACUACGCUCUCGCACGGCGACUACGCUAUUGGCUGGAUCUGUGCGCUUCCAAAAGAACUGUCGGCAUCACAGGCCAUGCUGGACACUGUACAUAAACCACUACCAAGAGUCAAAAACGACAGCAAUACAUAUACACUAGGCAGCAUCGCUGUGCACAACAUCGUCAUCACCUGCCUCUCAUCAGGGUAUUAUGGUACCAAUAAAGCCGCAGCUGUUACAAGCAACAUGCGUUGGACAUUUCCUUCUAUACGGUUAUACUUAAUGGUUGGAAUUGGCGGUGGCGCUCCUGGAACAGCUGACAUCCGACUCGGUGACGGUGUUGUUGGCCAAGGAGUGGUGCAGUAUGAUCUGGGAAAGACAGUCACUAGGAGCCAGUUUAUACGAACAGCAAACAUCCGCUAG
This is a messenger RNA of [Torrubiella] hemipterigena, 465 nucleotides long. NCBI's taxonomy places the organism in Eukaryota, Fungi, Ascomycota, Sordariomycetes, Hypocreales, Clavicipitaceae. The record is from the annotation of a GenBank genome assembly.